This is a messenger RNA of Aspergillus aculeatus ATCC 16872, 950 nucleotides long. Its product is annotated as carboxymuconolactone decarboxylase family protein. Lineage: Eukaryota; Fungi; Ascomycota; Eurotiomycetes; Eurotiales; Aspergillaceae. The transcript is spliced from 2 exons. Bases 99 to 731 code for a protein of 210 amino acids. Gene Ontology annotation, molecular function: peroxiredoxin activity. The record is from RefSeq and is a predicted model, not a curated record.
GCGCUACCCUUAUCCAUCCGCCCAGCCCACCUUCAACUCCUACCUACCGACAAACAACCUACAGUACACCAUAACAAAACCCCAGAAUCUUUCUCAAAAUGCGCCUCCCCUACGCCCCCUCAACCCCACCAGCCGGCUCCCCCACCAAAGUCGGCGAAAUCUACGCCCGCAUCGCGGCGCGCCGCUCUCCGCGCCCGCUCAUCCCGCUCGACCUCUCCCUGCUGCACUCGCCCCCCGUCGCCGAUGGCUGGAACAGUUUUCUAGGCGCGAUCCGCACGGAGACCGUGAUCGACCAGGGGCUGCUGGAGCUAGCCGUGUGUCGCGUGGCGGUGCUGACGGGCGCCGUGUACGAGUGGAACGCGCACGCGCCGCUCGCGCUGAAGGGCGGGGUGCAGGCGGCGGAGCUGCAGGCCGUGCGGGAGUUGGCCUCCACGGCGGAGGAGGAUUCCCCGCCGGAGGCGCUCCGGGGAAGUGCGCUGAGUGGAAGGCAGCAGGCCGUUCUCAAGUAUGCGGAUGAGAUGACACUGCGGGUUUCGGUGAGGGAGGGGACGUUUGCGGCGCUGCGGGCGGAAGGGGCGGGCGGGUUGAGUGAUCGCGAGGUGGUGGAGUUGACGACGGGGGUGGCGGGGUAUAAUUGUGUGAGUCGGGUGUUGGUGGCGUUGGAUGUGGGGGAGAAUAAUGGGAGGGAGAUGAAGAGUGUGGAGGAGUUGGUGGAAGGGUUGAAGAAUUAGAUUUCUUGUUGGGACAUGCUUGGUUUUUUAUUUGGUGAUCGGGGUGGUGGUGGAUGGGAGGGAGGGAUGUAUAUAUGUGGCUUGGAUGAAAAUAUGAUUCAUGUUUGUUUCUAGCACCUGAGUUGGUAGCUCGACUGAUACUGUUGUUGUGAGUGUUUGUGUUGCUUAUACAGUUUACGUACAGACAGUAUCUCAGAAUGGCAGAGGGUAUGGAUGCUA